AUGGCUCCUUUUAAAUUUGGUAAAAGAUCCUCUAAGGAUAAAGAUAAGAACAAGAACAAGAAUUCUAAAGAAAAUUCCAGUAAUUCUCCUAAGGGUAGCCCUUCCAGGUUUUUACAUCUAGGAAAUAAUAACCACAAUACAAAUAACGAUAAUAGUAACAACAGUAUUAAUCCUGCAAAUAAUAAUUUGUUUGGACAAAAUGAUCAAAAUAGGAAUAACUACAAUAAUAAUUAUAAUAAUUAUAAUAAUAAUAAUAAUAAUAAUAAUAAUAAUAAUAAUAAUGGGACAUUUAAGAAUCAAUCAAUGCCUCAACAGCAACAACAGUCAUAUCCAUCACCAGCACCUCAAUUUCCAGCAUAUGAACAAACAAGCAAUUCGCGUCUAUUUCCUACACCAAUCCCGGAACAGCAGCGGAAUGUUUCUGGUGCUACAGCUAUGCCAUUAAUAUAUGAUAGUACAAACAAACAACAUCCUCAAUUACCAUCGGAGAAGACUAUAUGGAAUAGGGUCAAAUUAGCCAAUUCUCCCUUCCCAAGGUAUAGACAUGUAGCAUCCACAUAUGCUAGUGAUGACGAUAAAGUAUAUGUCAUUGGUGGUUUGCAUGAUCAAUCUGUUUAUGGUGAUACAUGGAUUAUUAAAUCUGAAAAUAAUGCUACCAAGUUUUCCUCACAGACUGUUGAUAUUGGAGAAAAUACCCCACCACCAAGGGUUGGUCAUGCUUCAACUUUAUGUGGUAAUGCUUUCGUGAUCUUUGGGGGUGAUACUCAUAAAGUUAAUCAAGAUGGACUGAUGGAUGAUGAUAUUUAUUUAUUUAACAUUAAUUCAUUCAAAUGGACAAUACCACAUCCAGUAGGACCAAGACCUCUUGGGAGGUACGGUCAUAAGAUUUCUGUUAUAGCUACAAGUCAAAUGAAAACAAAAUUGUACUUGUUUGGUGGUCAAUUUGAUGAAACAUAUUUCAAUGAUUUAAGUGUAUUCGAUUUGUCCUCGUUCAGAAGACAAGAUUCUCAUUGGGAAUUCUUGAAACCUAAGACUUUCACACCACCUCCUUUGACUAAUCAUACAAUGGUAUCAUACGCACAUAAAUUAUGGGUAUUUGGUGGUGACACUCAACAAGGUCUAUUGAACAAAAUAUUUAUGUAUGAUCCGAUUAUUAAUGAUUGGUCUGUAAUAGAACCGCGUAAUGUCGGUGGAGAGGCAAAUGAUAUUCCACCUCCAAUGCAAGAACAUGCUACGCUAGUUUACAGAGAUUUGAUGGUUGUUGUUGGUGGUAAAGAUGAGCAAGAUAUAUACUUGAACAGUGUAUAUUUUUUCAAUUUGAAAUCUUUCAAAUGGUUUAAAUUACCUGUAUUCAGUUUAGGUAUACCACAAGGACGUUCAGGCCAUUCUUUAUCCCUUUUGAAAAAUAAUAAAUUGUUGAUAAUGGGUGGUGAUAAAUUUGAUUACGCUGCUAUUGAUGAUAACAAUUUACGUACAUCUGAUGUUAAUAUGGGUAAAGGUACUAUAUUGUAUACCUUAGAUUUAACAAGAUUGGAAGAGUUAUGUCCUGGGAUUAUGGAAGAAAUUUCUACUCCAAUAACUGGCCAUGCACCUCAUUAUAACAUUCCAUUUAACAAUAUGAAUAAUGAUGUUAUUAAUGAUUCGGAGCAAGGCAACAAUCAAGAUACAUCAGAAAAUGAGCCAAUUAAUAAAUCUCCAAUAUUGAAUACCACUCCUACUUCAAAGUCUACUGUCACGAAUCCUGUACAAAUUCAGAACAAUAUAUUGACCCCAUAUAGUGAUCCAGAUUAUAGUCACACUCCAAAGGCGGAAGACACCGAGGUAUUCCAAUCUGGCGCAAAUGUAAGAAAUGAACCAAUUGAACAACAGCAGAAUUUUGCAGUUGUUGAACAAGCUAAUAAGUCUCCAUUGAGUGAACAUGUAAAGAGCUUAGCAUCACCUAUUUUAAAAGAAUCUCCAGUGAAAUCUGAAAGGGUGGCAAGUGUCGUUGAAGAAUCUAAUCCAAUCUCUCCUGUAUCUGAGCAAGAGAAGAGCAUAGCAAAAUCUCCUAUUGUUAAACAGACUGAAACUUUUGAAAAAUCACCUGUUUUAGAGAUCAAUGCCGUGGAAGGAGAUUCUCAGAUAGUACCAGAUGAGUUAUCUACAACUGUUACUAUGGUUGCAUCUCAUCCGGAUGAAGUCCAUAAACAAAAUGAGGAUGAUGAUGACAAUGAUGAUAAUACGGAAGAUGAAUUCCAAGAUUCUCAAAACCAUGAAGAAGAACAAUUAGAUAAGCUUAAUGCUUUACAAAUGGAUCUUGGUACUUCGGAUCUUAAUGAACCAAAUGUUACUGUUGAUUCAGAAGCUGAAGAUACAAUUGAACGUAAUACGCUUGAUGAAUUGAUUCCAUCACCUAAACUUGAGUAUAUUGCUUCAGAUAAUGAUGUUGAGGAAGACGAAGAGAUAACCACUGAACCUCUAGAUACUGAACCUGAAACGAUAUCAAAGUCUCUCUCAGUAAAUAAAGAUGAUCCUAAUAUGACUGUAAUUAGUAAACAAGCAUUAGAAAGUUUCCGCACUGAAUUACAAAAUCUAAGAGAUGUAGCUAAUGAAAAAUCUAUUGAGGCUAGUAAUCAUGUUAGAGAUUUAGAGGAUCAAAUAAUUAGAUUGAAAAGUAUUAAUAAAAGAACUACAAGUUUAUCAUCUGAAGAUGUUAAUGCAACAAAAUUACAAAAUCAAUGUGAUAUACUGACUGCUGAUAACCAUAUUAUGAGAGAUAGAGUAUUAGAAUUAGAGAGUCUUGUCGGUGAUAAAUUCCUAGAUUUAGAAAAUUUGAAUCAAAUCAUUAAACAACAAAAGAAUGCGAUCGAUGAAUAUGAAGCCACUAGACAGGGUUUAGAAGAGAAUGGUAUUGAACAAUUGACUUAUCAAAUCAAAGUUCUUGAAGAAGAAAACAGAACACUAAAGAACGAUUUACAAAAGAGAGAUACAUCUAUAAAUAAGGAUAUUGGUGUGUAUUCUGAACAAAUCAAGGCUAUGAUAUCGACGUGGCAAGAUACUUUGUCAUUAAACAGAUCAGCUGUUAAGGAUAGUGAUGGUGAACAUGAUGAUGAUAUCGAUACUAAUGGUGUAUAUCAUCCACAUCAUAAGCAUGUUGUUAAUAAGCUAACUAGUAAAUUAGAUGAUUUAUUGUUGAGAAGUCAAGAUUUGAGUGAAUCAAGAGAUAAAUUAGAUGAAGAUUAUCAUGAAUUAAAGACGCAACACCAAACUACUCAUGAUGAUUUAUUAUCCACAAAGGAAGAAUUAGAUAUUGUAAAGAAGAAUUAUGAAGAAAGUUUAAAUUCGAUUAAUAAUACAGGAAAGGCUCUUGAAAUUUCUGAGAAAGAAUUAGAUAAAUAUAAACAAAAUAAUAAGAAAUUACAAGAAGAAAUCGAUAAUAUGAAAUUGCAUGGUGUUGAUAGUCCGAUUCAACAAAGUGGUUCCAAUUCACCAAAGGAUGAUGCUCGAUUCAAUGUAAAGUUAAAUGAUUUAAAAGCUGAAUUAUUCAUUAUCAAACAAGAGAGGGACUCCAUGAAGGAUGAAAUGUUGGAAUUAAAGAAAAAAUUAUACAGCAUGGACAGUAACUGA
This is a messenger RNA of Maudiozyma saulgeensis, 3606 nucleotides long. The record is from the annotation of a GenBank genome assembly. Lineage: Eukaryota; Fungi; Ascomycota; Saccharomycetes; Saccharomycetales; Saccharomycetaceae.